Amphimedon queenslandica is the source of this 1782-nucleotide messenger RNA. Its product is annotated as nuclear receptor-binding protein-like. The transcript has 15 exons. The record is from RefSeq and is a predicted model, not a curated record. Gene Ontology annotation, biological process: protein phosphorylation. Gene Ontology annotation, molecular function: protein kinase activity; ATP binding. Bases 29 to 1576 code for a protein of 515 amino acids. Lineage: Eukaryota; Metazoa; Porifera; Demospongiae; Haplosclerida; Niphatidae.
CCCUUCUAAUUCUCUUCACUGAGGAAAGAUGCCUCGAAGUCCUCCAUCUUCACAACAGACUCAAGCACCACCCGGUGGACUCUCUUCCUCCUCUACCACGGCAGCAUCAACCGGUGUACCCGAGUUACCGGUUGCUACCAGUGAACCGGUGACCGGUGUAUCCCACGAGGAGAAGACCAAAGGCCCGGGAGCUGAUGAAGUGGUAGAAGACGAAGAAGAAGAAGAGGAAGAUGACGAGAAGAUACUAGAGAUUGGUCAUAAUGGAAGGUGGCAGAAGAUUAACCACCAGGUGACACGAGAUGUUCCAGGGAUUGAUGAUGCUUACUUAGCAAUGGACACUGAAGAAGGAGUGGAGGUCGUGUGGAAUGAAGUCAUCUAUUCUCAGAGCAGCAGGAAAGCUAACAGACAUCAAAAUAUUGUCAAUUUCUACGACUUUUGGCACGACAAAGUCAAUUCGAAAGAUCGUCUUGUGUUCAUUACGGAGUACAUAACAUCUGGAUCUCUCGCUCAGUUCCUUAAGAAGAACAAAAGAGUGAAAGGGACCAACUCUAUCAGCGAUAAGAUUUGGAGGAGAUGGUGUAGACAGAUAUUAUCAGCAUUGAGUUACUUGCAUAAAAAUGAGAUUAUUCAUGGCAAUUUAUCGCUUGCCUCAAUCUUUAUUCAACACAAUGGGCUAGUCAAAAUAGGAUCCGUGUCACCAAACGCUAUACAUCAGCACGUGAAAACAAAGAACAGAGAAGCAGCUGCUGGCCUUCAUUAUGCAGCACCUGAACUAGCAGAGGGUCCCAUGAGGACGUCAGCCGACAUCUACGCCUUUGGAAUCUGUGCUCUAGAAAUGUUGAACCUAGCUCUGCUUGGUAACGGUGAGACUGUUCAGCAGGGUCAGCUUCGCUCUGAUGCUAUACAGAAGGCACUGGAUCAACUUAACCCACGGACUAAGCAGUUCAUAGAAUUGUGUAUUGACCACGAUUAUGAGAAAAGACCACAAGCACACUCACUUAUAAAGCACCUGGUCCUACAGGAGGUUUUUACUUUGAAGCUCUUGUCAGCCUAUGCCUUGAGAGGAGUCAAGAACCUUCAAGAUAUCAUUGAUUCUUAUCGUAAAUCGUCCGACACUGUCCUAGCAACCGUCAAUGCUAAAAGAAUUCAAAAGACCUUCACUGCCGCUGACACUGCUCAAAUAGAUAUUGAGAAGUUUUUCGAUGACAUCAGUCAGGACUUGCUGUUUGAAGCGGAACAGAUAGCGGAGAAUAGUCCCCAAGAGAAAGACGAACCACGAAGGGCUGGAAUAUUGACAGAGUCCAAUUCAACAGCUACUGACAGGACCUCAACAAAUCAUGAACUAGAGACAAGAAGGUUUGCUACGUGUUCUUGUGAUGUAUUGUCACUGGAAGACGGGAAGAAUGAGGUUUGUAUUAAACUUCAGUUUGGCAGUAAAAUGGAAAGAGAAUUAAGAAUUGAGCUACAAGAAGAUGAUACUCCUCAAGAUUUAGUAGCUGAUCUUGUUCAGUGGGGUCUAUUGUCAAGAGAAGAUGCUGAGCCUCUAGUAUCAAAACUGAGUACAAUAUUAGCCUAACAACAGCUGAUGAUACAUGUAUGAUUCAAUCACCACAUUCACUAAUAAGUAUAGUCACUUGAACUCCUGUUAUUGUUAUUAUUAUUAUUGUUAUUAUUAUUACUAUUUCUGUUAAUACUUGAACUAAAAUUAAUGUGAUUAUGUAUGUAAGUAACUGCCUUGUCACAUUGAUAAUUCUUUUUAAUUCAGUGGAACUACUAGCUCAA